Messenger RNA from Ustilago hordei, 3561 nucleotides. RefSeq lists its product as uncharacterized. Lineage: Eukaryota; Fungi; Basidiomycota; Ustilaginomycetes; Ustilaginales; Ustilaginaceae. Gene Ontology annotation, biological process: negative regulation of transcription by RNA polymerase II. Gene Ontology annotation, molecular function: DNA-binding transcription factor activity, RNA polymerase II-specific; zinc ion binding; RNA polymerase II transcription regulatory region sequence-specific DNA binding. The record is from RefSeq and is a predicted model, not a curated record. Bases 1 to 3561 code for a protein of 1186 amino acids. The transcript has a single exon. Gene Ontology annotation, cellular component: nucleus.
AUGCCUGAAGCUACAGCAGCUGCUGCACAGCUCUCCCUACCAGCGAUCGAAAACCUUCGUCUGCGUUCAGAUCCAUCGUCAUCAUCAAGCGCGACACCAUCAUCGCAGUCCGGUCGCGGUCGCAACAGAGGCAACGGACGCGGACGUGUGCGAGGUAAGAACGCCCAAGGCACCUCUACGUCCAGUGCGCAGGCAGCUGCAGGCGACCACAACAGCAACACUGCAUCAACAACCGAACCCAGCUCCUCAAAUGCAGCAGCGAAUUUAUCACAAGCCCCCUCCACGAGCAAUCCAAGGAGGAAGAAUCGACGAGGCGGUGGAAGUGGCGACAAGCCUAAGAAGGCGAAUGAAGCAACUUCAUCGGCAAACGCUACCGACAUCGAUGUUCAACCUGCAGUUGCACCGGCGCGCCUCGCAGCUCGCCGUCAACAGUUUGGCGGCAAGCUGACAGGUGGUGCAAACGAUGCCAGCAAUUCGAAACCGGCGCAGAACGGCCGACCCAGGAAGCCUGCUGUCAAAGUGCCAGCCGUUUCUGAACCCGUCGAGUACGCCGAUUUGCGCUCUCGUCUCCUCGCCGAACUCUCGUCUGGCGAGUACGACUGCGUGAUCUGCUACAGCACCGUCACAACACGCCAAGCGACAUGGUCAUGCUCUCAGUGCUACUCUGUGCUACAUCUACCAUGCGUGCGCAAGUGGGCCGAAAGCAGUGUCAAGAAAGCCGAAGAGCACAACGCAACGCAGGAAGAUCCCGAGAUUCGCAAUCGUCGCGGCACAUGGCGAUGCCCCGGCUGUCAAUAUGCCAGGGAGGACGUUCCCAAGAUCUAUUGGUGUUGGUGUGGUCGCGUGCAAGACCCUCCUGGUGGACGAGGAGCAAACUCUCACGGUUGCGGCCAACGUUGUAGCCGCGGCAAGUGUACCCAUGGCUGUGCAGAUUCAUGCCACCCAGGCCCGUGUCCACCAUGCGCAGUGACGGUCUCACUGCAAUGCUUCUGCGGCUCCAAGACGAUUCCAAUGCGCUGCUCGCAAACCUCAGCAAAGGAGGCCCGCCUCUCGUCCCUCCACCAGCACGGCACUUCUUGUGGUGACGCUUGCCGCAAGAAGCUCGACUGCGGCGUGCACACUUGUCAAGACACCUGUCACCCUGGCAAUUGUCAGCCCUGCUCCGUACAGCUUGAAGCACGAUGCUACUGUGGCAAGCACACCAAAUCCAUGCGCUGCGGAGACGGCACCAUACGCAUCAGCUUUGACGACCAAAGCGACACGACCUUUGAAGGUCGCUAUGCUUGCGAGGACGAGUGCGAACGCACCUUUGACUGCGGUGUCCAUUCGUGUGCCAAGCCCUGUCAUGCUAGAGAUGUUCAGCGUCCCAAGUGUCCUUCCUCGCCGCAACUGGUCAAGACAUGUCCAUGUGGCGCGCAGCCCGUCACAUCACGCAGUACAUGUCAGGAUCCGAUCCCGACAUGUGGCAACAUUUGCUCCAAGAUGUCGAAUUGCGGUCACCCUUGCCCGUCCAAGUGUCAUGUCGGUCCCUGUGCUCCAUGCCAGGUUCUCGUAUCGACGCCGUGCCGAUGCGGUGAAACCAAGCAGAGCCGUACGUGUCAUCAACGUCGGCAAGAGGAGCUGGAAGGACGUCAAGAAGUGCUUUGCCACACUGUCUGCCAGUCACUGCGUCAUUGCGGCAAGCACCAAUGCAACCGACAAUGCUGCCCACUCUACUUCCAGGCCAAGAGCAAGUCAAAGAAACGCCCCACCUUGGCAGAACUUCAAGCCAUGGACCCAGCUGGUCUGCACGAGUGCUCCAUUCCAUGCUCCAAGCCGCUUGCUUGCGGGCUUCACGAUUGCCCUAUGACCUGCCAUCGAGGCGCAUGUCCUCCUUGUUUACAGGCUAGCUUUGAGGAGCUCAUUUGCCACUGCGGUCGCACAGUGCUGGAGCCACCUGUCCCUUGCGGUACUCAGGUGCGUUGCAACUUCCCAUGCGUCCGCCCACCGCCCAGCUGUGGUCAUCCAAAGAUGCCUCACGACUGUCACGAGGAGGAGCCUUGCCCUCCAUGCGUCUAUCUAACCGACAAGGUCUGCCACUGUCAGAAGCACAUUGUCAAGAACGUACCAUGCAGCCGAUCCCGAGUCUCGUGCGGUCAACCUUGCGAUGCACUCCUCAAUUGCGGCUUCCAUCGUUGUCAGGGUAUCUGCCACAUUGCUGGUCAAGAAUGCGCUCCCUGCGCCCAGAUCUGCGGCAAACCGCGACGAUUGUGUCAGCACCCAUGUCAGGAGAAGUGUCACGCGCCGUCGUCAUGCACCGAAGUCGAGCCAUGCCAAGCCGUCAUCACUCUUCAGUGUGCAUGUGGCAACCUGCAGUCGCGCACCAAGUGCGGCGUAUCUAUCCACGCGCCCAACAAGGAGAAGUCUCUCAGGUGCAACGACUCGUGCAUGAUUGCCCAACGUAACGCUAAGCUUGCUGAAGCUCUUGGUCUCAACCCGUCCGAGAAGGCAGCACCUGCUGCCUACGAGCAUGAGACGCUUGCGUAUUACGCCGUGCCAAGCAACCGCAAGUUCUGCGACGAGGUGGAAGCAACGCUCAACGACUUUAUCCGAUCGCCUCGUGCCGGCAUGAUCCUGCCAGCGGCCAACAAGUUCCAGCGCAAGUUUACUCACGAGCUUGCAUCCGUCUACAAGCUCGCCAGCGAGAGCGUGGAUCAAGAGCCACGACGCAGUGUCAGCAUUCGACGUAAGCAGGACAGUCGCAUCCCCAAACCACUCCUAACGGAAGCAUUCGCGGCGGCUCGAGCUUCGCUCAUGUCGUCUCAGCAGCAGCAACAGUCACAAAGCGGAUCGGGCAAGUCAGUCGGACUCGCACAAUUGCAGCGACACAGCGCUGAAGCUCCAAAGCCGCUCAACGCCAUCUUCUUGCCGGGUGUGUUUGGUCACGAUCAAAACUCACUGCGAAUGCUUUUGCAACCUGUCCUCAAGACCAUCAACUUUGCAAUCACGUGGAAGGGCGAUAAAGAUGUGCUGGUCACUUCAACUGACUCGCCCACGCGCCUUAUCAUGAUGAAGACGGAACUCAAGACGCUCGUUCGCAGGGAGCAGUUUGCUCGCGAUGUGAUCUUGUGCACCGUUGACGCAAACAAGAAUGUGGUGCGAAGAGAAGACGAACCAAUCCUCAGCGGCACUGGCCGCUCAGGUACAGGCUCGGCAUGGGGCUCUUCUGCAAUGAAGCGAGGGGGUACAGCAGCCAGCGGUGGUGGAGCAACGAGCACAGCCAAGCCGAGCUCGACCCUUGUUGGCGAUCGAGGAUGGGCUGCUGUUGCUUCGGGAUCAGGUCGCAACUCGCCUGCACCUGUCAGCGAACCCAUCUGGGGUCGACCAACCAUUUCAGCUCAGCCGAAUGGAGUGAAAACGACAGCUCCUAUCGCCGGUAUCAUUCCCAACCCGAAUGCGCCAAGACAACCUGUCGCACCAGCGCCUGCUGCCGUAGCUCCUGAAGCUGACGGCACUGUGUCCGCUGCGAAUGUGACAGAACCAGAAGAACCCGUGCCGGAGAGCUGGGAAGACGAAAACUAA